AUGGCAAAACCAGGCGACCAGACAAGUCGCUAUAAUCGACUAGUCAUUGCUUUCGUUGCCCUGGGAUCGACAACAUAUGGGUAUGGUGCAUCUGUCAUCGGCAGCACCAUCGGGCAGCCUGGCUGGUACACCUUUUUCCAGCUUCCACGGCACGGCGAGCCUGGCUACGGCACUAUAACGACGCCCGUAAUUGCCACAGCCAAUGGCAUCUUCAGCGCGGGAGCUGCCGUCGCUUGCCUUGUCCUCAUGUGGUCCGGCGAUUGCUUUGGCCGAGUACGAAAUAUUCAAGCGGGUUGCUUGCUGGGCAUCCUCGGCGGCGUGCUCCAGGGCGGUGCCGUCAAUUUGGCCAUGUUACAAACAGGCCGCUUCAUCAUGGGAACUUCUAUCGGAAUAAUGGCCACCAUGACGCCCAUGUACUUGUCUGAGAUGUCGAGUCCUCUAUCCAGGGGCUGGCUGGUGGGACAACAUGCCAUCUUCCUCGUCUUUGGCUACAUGCUCUCGGCCUGGAUUGGCUAUGGCCUCUAUUUCUUGCCCAAUACCUCGUUCAGUUGGCGCUUUCCUCUUUGUUUCCAAGUCUUCUUCCCACUCGUUCUCCUGGCUGGAUCGCCUUGGGUGCCCCCUUCGCCUCGCUGGCUGAUUUCCAAGGGGCGCCACGACGAGGCUUGGGGUGUUCUCGUGCGUCUCCGCAGGUCUAGUGAAGAUCCAGACGAUCUUGUGGCCAAGAAAGAGUUCCGUCAAAUCAAGGAACAGCUAAAACUUGACCACGAGAAGCUGUCCGCUUGGGGAGGUAGCCCCUGGAAAGCAGUAUUUGCCAAGAAGAGCUACCGCAAGCGUAUGAUCAUUGGCUUCCUGACCCAGUGGGGUGCCGAGUUCGGUGGUCCCCUCAUCAUCAACAACUACUCUGUCAUCCUAUAUCAAGGGCUUGGCCAGACCAGAUCAAUGCCGCUGCUUCUAUCCGCCCUCUGGCUAACAACCGCCGGUGUUAUAUAUAACCCUGGCGGGGCUUGGCUGCACGAUAAGUUGAAUUCCCGUAGAUGGAUGUUUAUGACGGGUUUCACAGGUAUUGCCAUUACCACUUCUGGCUUGACAGCUAUGAUUGCAUGCUUCGCCGGCACCGACAACAAGGUCGGGAACGCCAUGGGCGUUGUCUUCAUGUUCCUCUACCUAUUCUUCCAAGGCACCUUUUGCGACACAACCAUGUACAUCUACGUGUCCGAGAUCUUCCCUACCGAGAUCCGAUCUAUUGGCAUGGGGUGGUCCCUUUUCGGACAAUUUUCCUCCACAAUUAUUCUGUUGCAGACUGCCCCGAUUGGAUUUGCUGCCGUCGGGUGGAAGUACUUCCUCUUGGUUAUCUGCUGGAGCGUCGUCUUUGUCCCCAUUAUCUACUUUUACUUUCCAGAAACCGCACGGAUGAGUCUUGAAGAGCUUGAGAAACAGUUUGGUGACGAGGUCGCUGUGCAUGAUACCACUGCUUUAGGAACAGAGGAACACAGUGAGCAAUAA
Molecule: messenger RNA, 1503 nt
Organism: Pseudomassariella vexata
Lineage: Eukaryota; Fungi; Ascomycota; Sordariomycetes; Amphisphaeriales; Pseudomassariaceae
Product: sugar porter family MFS transporter
Exons: 5
Coding region: 1-1503 (500 amino acids)
Biological process (GO): transmembrane transport; carbohydrate transport
Cellular component (GO): membrane
Molecular function (GO): carbohydrate:proton symporter activity
Source: RefSeq, a predicted model, not a curated record